CAUGUUCACUUGUACAGUGAAGCCAGGUUCAUGAUGAUGUGGCCAUGACUCCAGAGUAGAAUCCACAAGGCUCAUCCUACUGCAAUUACUGCCAUCUAUUUAUCAUCAGUUCCUGUUGUCUUUGACUCAUGGAAACCACUGGCCAUUGGGAUAACAGGCCAUUCAAUGGCAGCACCUAUGAAGCUGCGCUUCGGAACAACUCCAAUUCCAGUAAUCAGUUUACUGGUGUGCAGCUGAUCCAGUCUUUCAAGCCCCUUCUGAUCCCCUGCUACACUUUAGUGGUGCUGGUGGGAAUCUUUGGCAACUAUCUUCUCCUUUAUGUCAUCUGCAAGACCAAGAAAAUGCACAACGUUACCAACUUCUUCAUCGGCAACCUGGCUUUUUCGGACAUGCUGAUGUGUACCACCUGUGUCCCUUUUACCCUGGCAUACGCCUUCAACCCCCAGGGUUGGAUCUUCGGCAAGUUCCUGUGCUAUUUUGUAUUCCUGAUGCAGCCCAUGACAGUGUAUGUGUCUGUCUUCACCCUCACAGCUAUCGCGGUGGACAGAUACUACACCACUGUGCACCCUCUCAAGAAGCGCAUCUCGUUCAGUACCUGUGUCUAUAUCAUAGGUGGCAUCUGGCUGCUCUCUUGUGCUCUGGUGGCCCCCGCUAUUGUCCACACCUACCACGUGGAGUUCCAGAAGGAAGGCUUUGCCAUCUGCGAGGAGUUCUGGAUGGAGGAAGAGAAGGAACGCCUGGCAUACGCAUACAGCGCCUUGAUAAUCACUUACAUCCUGCCCCUUUCGGCUGUCUCCCUCUCGUACAUCUGUAUCACUGUGAAGCUAAAAAAACGUGUGGUGCCCGGCCACCUGACACAGAACCAGACCGAGUUUGAUCGUGUGCGGAAGAGGAAAAUCUUCCGCCUUCUCGUGCUGCUGGUGGCUGCCUUUGCCAUCUGCUGGCUCCCCAUCCAUGUUUUCAACAUCAUCCGGGACAUAGAUAUCAACCUGAUCAACAAGGAUUACUUCCUCCUGAUCCAGCUGCUCUGCCACUGGUUUGCGAUGAGCUCCUCCUGCUGUAACCCUUUCCUCUACGCCUGGCUGCAUGAUCGCUUCCGGAGUGAGCUGAAAGAGAUGUUCACCUUCAAACAGAAGAUCAUCCCGACCAAUAACUGUGUCGCUGUUAGCGUGAUGCUCUGAGAGCUCAGAUCUGUGCUCCACUUUGCCACAUGCAUUGCAGUGAGCAGGAAACUGGUCCUCGUCCAAUAUA
Messenger RNA from Heteronotia binoei (common prickly gecko), 1251 nucleotides. Its product is annotated as prolactin-releasing peptide receptor-like. Gene Ontology annotation, cellular component: neuron projection; plasma membrane. The record is from RefSeq and is a predicted model, not a curated record. Gene Ontology annotation, molecular function: neuropeptide Y receptor activity; neuropeptide binding. Gene Ontology annotation, biological process: G protein-coupled receptor signaling pathway. Bases 129 to 1181 code for a protein of 350 amino acids. NCBI's taxonomy places the organism in Eukaryota, Metazoa, Chordata, Lepidosauria, Squamata, Gekkonidae. The transcript has 2 exons.